Molecule: messenger RNA, 477 nt
Organism: Caenorhabditis remanei
Lineage: Eukaryota; Metazoa; Nematoda; Chromadorea; Rhabditida; Rhabditidae
Exons: 3
Coding region: 1-477 (158 amino acids)
Cellular component (GO): mitochondrion; mitochondrial small ribosomal subunit
Source: RefSeq, a predicted model, not a curated record
AUGUUAAAACUGGCGAACACAGUCCGAAGUGGUCUUCUCACCUCGACAAUCCGAAAUGUUCGAACUUUGGCUCCAACUGUGAAUCCAGCCGAACAGCAACAAGUUCAGGCGGUUCUACCCGACAAAUUGUACAGUUCCAUUGAGAUUGAGUAUCGUGGACACGACAAGGCCGUUCUCAAGUCCUAUACCACGUUUUUGCAGCAAGUAUGUCAACAUUUGGAGAUUCCACAAGGACGUCUAGAAGUGUUACCGUAUAUUCGAUGGGUUCAACCGGCUCUCCGAUCGAAAUUCGUUCAUAAAAAAUACAAAUUGCACUACGAGACGAGAACACACAUUUCGAAACUUGAGAUCCAAAACGUGACCGGCUCGACAGCAUCAACAUUCCUCGAAUACAUUCAACGAAAUAUUCCAGAAGGCGUCGGAAUGCGUGUCGGAUUCACCGAACUUCAACCACUUCCAUUGACUAUUCAGAAUUGA